AUGGCUACCCCUAGUGUCCUAGCUUUUGACGCUGGGGGUCGCGCCAUUGACUUUGAGGUCUGGGUCGACGAGCUGCAGCUGUUCUUACAGUGCGACAGGGCAGACGGUCUUUCUCUCUUUGACCUCACCUCUGGCGCCUCCCUUGCCCCUGCUGCUGAUGCUGACCCCACUGUUCGCUCCCAGUGGGCCACACGCGAUGCUGCUGCACGUCUUGCUGUGCGUCGCCACCUGCCUACCGCUGAGCGCGCGCACUUUAGUCAGUACAAGAGUGCUCAGACCUUUCGGUCGGUGCGGCGUCCGCCCCUAGCGGGAGACGCCGCCCUGGCAAGGGCAAGGGGGGCAAGGGCGCGGGUGGAGCUAGCGGGGGCGGUGGAGGUGGAGGUGGAGGUGGCGGAGGGAGUGGGGGUGGCGGUGGAGGUGGUGGAGGGGGUGGAGGUGCUAGUGGCGGCAGUGGAGGCGGAGGCGGCGGUGGCAGCGGCGUUAUUGGCGGGGGCGGCGGUGGUGGUGGAGGUGGAGGCGGCGGAGGUGGAGGUGGUGGAGGUGGUCGGAGUGGCGCUUCGCAGCGGAGCAGCACUGGGGGUGGUCAGUGCGAGCAGCAGCAGCAGCGUUCUCGCGACGUCCCCACCCCUCAGCAGCUCCUGUGGGGGUGCCCACCCCGCCCAGCGCUGCUUUGGCCGCGUGACGGACGCUUGGCGCCAGCAGUUCCCGGAGGCCACUGAGAUCCCCCGCUGGGGAGAGCUGUCUAGGGCUGGUGUAGCUAUCUUUGAUCUUGACUUUGAUGCUAUCCUUGCUGCCAUGUAUGCUGUGACUAUUAGUGAUGAGGGUGACUGUUACCGGUGUUUCCUGCCCGACCCGGGCAUUGGUACUGCUGCUCUAGGUGCCAGUGAGGCUACUGCUCUAGGUGCCAGUGCGUCUGUGCUCUCAGGUACUGGUGAGUCUGCGCUCUCAGGUACUAGUGAGUCUGCGCUCUCAGGUACUACGUCGGCUUCGGCCUCUCACACCUUCACCCUUGACUCUGGGGCGUCUCGCUCCUUCUUUCGGGACCGCACCACACCCACGCCGCUUAGUCGGCCGGUUGCGGUGUCCCUGGCUGACCCCUCUGGGGGUCCUGUCCUGUCUCGCUUCUCCACAGUCCUCCCGUGUCCGGCGGCUCCCUCUGGCACCCUGUCUGGUCUCUACCUCCCCUCGUUCUCUACGAACUUGGUGAGUGGUGCUGACCUACAGGAUGCAGGUGUCCACCAGUUCACUCCUGCUCCUCAGCGGGUGACGCACUGCACAGAGGCUAGCACAGGUCGCCACCUGGCUACGUUUACACGUCAGCCAGGGUCGAGCCUAUACAAUCUGACCACUGCUUCUCCUCCAGUUGCUGAGUCUGGUAGGGUCCCUGCGUCUGGUCAGGUGUUUGCUGCAGCGUCCAGGUCUGGUCCUGAGUUUGCCCCCUGUUCGUGUCGUCGCCUGUCUCACGAGACUCUCCUCUGGCACCACCGCCUUGGUCACCCCUCUCUGCUUCGGCUCAGAGGCAUGGCCUCCCGUCUUCUUGUGUCUGGUCUCCCCCGGUCCCUCCCUCCCCUUCCUCAGGGCCCUGGCCCUGCCUGUGUCCCCUGUGUCGAGGGGCGCCAGCGUGCUGUCCCUCACUCCUCCCAGUUUCCUCCGACAGAGGCCCGGUUGCAGACGCUUCACAUGGACGUGUGGGGCCCUGCCCGCGUCCGUGGACUAGGUCACGAGCGCUACUUCCUGUUGGUGGUUGACGACUACUCGCGUUACACCACAGUCUUCCCCUUGCGCAGCAAGGGUGAUGUCACUGAGGUGCUGAUAGACUGGAUCCGCGCAGCUCGUCUCCAGCUCAGGCAGAGCUUUGGCUCAGACUUUCCUGUUCUGCGUCUGCACUCGGACAGAGGCGGAGAGUUCUCCUCUGGCCUUCUGCGUGCCUACUGUCGUGCGCGAGGCAUCCGUCGGACCUUCACGCUUUCGGACUCACCGCAGCAAAAUGGGAUUGCAGAGCGCCGCAUUGGCAUGGUCAUGAACGUCGCUCGUACGUCUAUGAUGCAUGCGGCUGCCCCCCAUUUUCUGUGGCCGUUUGCAGUCAGGUACGCGGCGCAUCAGAUCAACCUUCACCCUAGGGUCUCCAUGCCGGAGACCUCCCCAGCCCUGCUGUGGACGGGGAAGGUUGGCGAUGCGUCGGCGUUCCGGGUCUGGGGAUCUCGGGCGUUUUUCUGCGACUUGUCUGCGGACAAGCUGUCCCCUCGUGCUGCUCCCUGCGUCUUCCUGGGGUUCCCCCCCGACGCCCCUGGGUGGCAGUUCUACCACCCCACCUCUCGCCGUGUUCUGUCCUUCCAGGACGUCACGUUCAACGAGUCGGUACCCUACUACCGCCUCUUCCCCUACCGCACUCCGUCCCUCCCCCCGCCCCCGCUCUUCCUUGUACCAGGUCCCCCCUCGGUAGACCCCCUCCCCCCUCAGGGUCCUGCCCCUUCAAGUGUGUCCCAGGUAGACGCAGUCGAGCCUGUCGAGGUCACUGGUGACUCUGGUGCUGCUGAGGGUGCUGAGCCUAGGGGUGUUGAGACUGGGGGUGCUGGGCCUGGGGGUGCUGAGCCUGGGGGUGCUGAGCCUGGGGGUGCUGAGCCUGGGGGUGCUGAGCCUGGGGGUGCUGGGCCUGAGGGUGUGGAGCCUAGGGGUGCUGAGCCUGGGGGUGCUACACCUGGAGGUGCCUUGCCUCCGGGUGCUGGGUCUGGGGGUGCUGAGCCUGGAGGUUCUCCGCCUAGAGGUUCUCCGGGUGCUUCGUCUCGCCGGGAGCCACUCUCUCCACAGGAGCUGCGCGAGUGGUUUGCCCGGCGCUGGAGCUGUGCUGCUGGUGCUGGAGGUUCGUCGGCCACUGAGGGUGCUGCUGUCGCGGGUCCCGAAGGUGCUCGUCCUGGGAGUACUGGAGCUGCUGGGCCUGCAAGUUCGACUAGAGCUGGUGCUGCUAAAGGUGCUGCUAGGGGUUCUGGAGCUGCUGGAGGUGCUGCUGGAGGUGCUGCUGGAGCGGGUACUCCUGCUGGGGGUCCUGGUGCUGUCCCUGCUGUUUCUGGUGUCGCCGCGCGGCCUCGACCGUACUUCGUUCCACUGCUGCAGCAGGUUCUUGGUCUUACACCUUCUACUGGUCCUCCUCCUCCUCCCUUAGAGGGUCCACAGCCUGUCCAGUCACAGUCACAGCUACAGCCUGCCUCUCCUUUGCCUGCUCCUUCUCCCUACGCUGGUCCUACUGGAGGUCUUACUGAGCAUCGUGAGCCUGCAUCUCGUCCUGCGUCGCCUGUUCGUGCUGCGCGCGCUAGUGGUCGCGGUUCGCGUCAGCGUCCUCCUCCUGUCCCUGGCACGCACCGGAUGUCUCUGCGUCCGUCUACUGCUCCUCUGCGUGCCCCUUUGCCUUCUCCUCCUGCGUCCUCUCUUCCUGCUCUUGCCGACCCGGAGUCGGACUCUCUUCGUGCUGCCAGUCCCACUGUCACGCGUCUCCUUGCUACUGCCGUCACUGACCCUUCUUUCGAGUCUACUGCUGCGUCUGCCCUUGUUGCUGAGCUCGUCGACUUUGCUGCUCGUUGUCGUCUAGACUACGCUGCUAGUCUUGUCGCUGAGUCUGAGUCUGUCUGUCCUCCGUCCGUCGGGGGUGAGUGUGCCCUUGGCACGGACGUCCUUGAGGACAGGCAGGAGGAGUUCCAGUGUCUGGCCGCUGCUUCACCUCAUCUCGUGUCCGUACUGCUUACCCCUGAGGGAGACCCGGAUGCACUUGACAUCCCGACUCCGCGCUCUUACGCGGAGGCGAUAGAGGGUCUCUACUCCUCUCAUUGGCAGGCAGCUAUGGAUGCAGAGAUGGCUUCCUGGAAGUCCACACGCACCUACGUUGACGCUGUCCCCCCUCCUGGGGCGAACAUCGUCAGUGGCAUGUGGAUCUUCGGGGUGAAGCGGCCGCCGGGUUUUCCGCCUGUCUUCAAGGCGCGUUACGUGGCUCAUGGCUUCAGUCAGCGGCAGGGAGUUGACUACUUUCAGACCUUCUCCCCCACCCAGAAGAUGACCACUCUUCGGAUACUGCUGCACGUUGCUGCUCACCGUGACUACGAGCUGCACUCUCUCAACUUCAGCACAGCUUUCUUGCAGGGCAGCCUGCACGAGGAGAUCUGGCUGCGCCGCCCACCUGGCUUCACUGGGUCUUUCCCUCCUGGUACCCAGUGGAGUCUCCGGCGUCCAGUCUACAGUCUCCGCCAGGCGCCACGUGAGUGGCACGACACACUGAGGACUACUCUGGCGGCACUUGGGUUUGCUCCUUCUACUGCCGACCCGUCGUUGUUUCUGCGCACCGACACCUCUCUGCCGCCGUUCUACAUCCUCGUGUAA
Messenger RNA from Closterium sp. NIES-65, 4365 nucleotides. NCBI's taxonomy places the organism in Eukaryota, Viridiplantae, Streptophyta, Zygnematophyceae, Desmidiales, Closteriaceae. The record is from the annotation of a GenBank genome assembly.